AUGCUGAUUAAAGAAUAUCGUAUACCAGUACCUAUGACUGUCGAUGAAUAUCGAAUUGCUCAACUAUAUAUGAUUGUGAAAAAAAGUCGUGAAGAAACGAAUUCAUCAGGUAGUGGUGUAGAAAUAAUUAAGAAUGAACCAUAUACUAAUGGACCUGGUGGUAAUGGACAAUAUACGUUUAAAAUCUAUCAUAUUGAACGACAUUUACCUGGUUGGUUUAAAGCAAUUUUACCAGCGAAUGCAAUGAAAAUUGAAGAAGAAGCAUGGAAUGCUUAUCCAUAUACAAAAACACGUUAUCGUUGUCCAUUUAUAGAUCGUUUUGUAAUUGAAGUUGAAACAUGUUAUCAAGCUGAUUUUGGUACACAAGAAAAUAUAUUUAAUUUAAAACCACAAGAAAUUGAUCAACGUGUUGUUGAGUAUCUUGAUAUUGUUUCGAGUCAACCAUUAGCAGAUAGUCCAGCAGAAAAUCCAACUGUAUUCCGUUCGGAAAAAACAGGACGAGGUCCUUUAGCAUCUGAUUGGUUUGAACAAAUGAAAAAAACAGCUCGAAAAGAUUCUAUUAUGUGUGCUUAUAAAUUAUGUCGAGCAGAAUUUCGUUAUUGGGGAAUGCAAAGUCGAUGUGAACGAUUUAUUCAUGAAACUGCUCUACGUAAAACUAUAUUACGUGCACAUCGACAAGCAUGGUGUUGGCAAGAUGAAUAUCAAGGUUUAACAUUAGCUGAUAUAAGAAAUUUAGAAGAUGAAACACAACGUGAAUUAAAUAAACGUAUGGCACAAUUUCAAAAUGAAAAUAUUCAAUUAUCAUUAACGAAUUCCAAUUGUGAUAAUAAUAAUGAUACGAACAAAACAAGUGAAUCAACGAAUGAUACAAAUCAACCAUUAAUAAUAAAAAGAAAUCGACAAAUGUCGAUUGAUAGUAUUAAUGCAAUUAGACCAAGAAUGAAUUCAUUUCCUAUACCACCAUUACCACGAGAUGAAGCAUCCGACGAUGAAUUCUUUGAUGCUGAAUCUAUGGUUGAAGGUAUGGCAAACGCACGAGCAAGUCGUAAUCUAGCACGUUCAAUAGAAGAUAUUCAUUUACAUGAUUCAGCAAAUUCCGAUUCUCAUCAUUCAAGUAUUGAUGAUGAUGAACGAACAUUUGGAUUAUCUGCAUCAGAUGAUAUUCAAAAUAAAUGUCCUAUUGAAAUUCUUAUACUUAUAUUUUAUGGUGGUAAUAUUUUUUCAACAGAAGAUGCAUUUAUUAGUGCUAAAAAAACUGAUUUUCUCAGUUUUCGUUCAACAUUUGAUACUGUUAUGAAAAAUCAUUAUUCACGUGUUGAAGGCAAAAUAGCAAUACGUUUCGUUGAAUGUCGUUCUAUAUGUAUUGAAGCUAUAAAUUUACUGAGUAGUUUAUCACCAUAUGGUACUUUAAAUACAACAUAUGAUAUAUCUCAUAGUGAAACAUUACCAAUAAAUGCAAUCCCAUUGUUUGCUACAUCCAAUAGUGGUUAUCAAUCAUCAUUAACAAAUGCUGUUGCAUCUGCAAAUAAAGUUUAUCAAGAUUUUUUAUCAUCGAAAGAAGGAAAAAAUUUUUCUGGUCAAGUUGUUGCUAUUGGCGAUGCUAAUGGUGCAAUUUUAGCAUAUGAUGCUCUAUGUUUAAAUCAUAGUUUUGAUGAUGCAACUUCAUUGUAUGGUGAAGAUGGAUCAACACCUCGUACACCUGCACUGAAUAAACGAGCACUAAUUGACAAUUAUGAUUCAAGUUCAGGACAGUCAUUAAAUCGAUCAACGACAAAACGUAAUAUAACAAAUGAUAUUCUCGAAACAAGUGAUAAUAUAUCACGUACUAGACAAGAAAAUAAUGAUGGUUUAAUGUUAGCAUUUGAUGUCAAUGAAUUUUUUUCAUUUGGUUCACCACUUUCACUUAUACUUGCUUAUCGACAAAUGCUUAGUGAAGAUGUGGUGCGUCCAUGUUGUGGACAAUUGUAUAAUUUAUUUCAUGCCUGUGAUCCAAAUGCAUCUCGUAUAGAACCAUUAAUACAAUCAGAAUUUAGUCAAAUACAUCCAUGUUGUAUUCCUCGUUAUUCACAAUUUCCUUUGGGUGAUGGAGAAUCAACAUUACUUGUUGAAUAUGUUCAUCAACAUUCAAAAUUAUUUUUAAAUAAGGAUACAAAUCGAACACCAAAUGAAACAAAUACGAUUUUUUCUGAUAUUCGACAAACUUGGUGGGGCUCAAGACGUGUUGAUUAUAUUGUUUAUUGUCCAGAAUCUUUAAUGAGUCAACCAGCACAUGUUCUACCUAUUGUUUUUCAUUCAAGUUAUUGGGAAUCACGUGAUGUUAUGUCAUUUAUUUUACGAAAUAUUACACGUAAUCAAGAACAAUUUCAUUUGUUUAAUAGUCAAACAAAUUCGAAUCCAUGUUCAUUUUCUCCUAUUAAACCAACUGAACGUUGGUUACAUCGUACAACUGCUGUUAAAAUACGAAAUUUAGCACCAAAUCAUCGAGCAAAUGAUACUAUGGUUGUUGAUGCACGACCACAAACAAUUCAUGCGAAAUUUCAUUAUGGACCUAUUGAUAUGGUUUGUUUAGCUAAUGAAAAAGUCGAUAUUUAUGUGAUGAGAUCCGCACCCUAUGGAGAAUGGACAUUGGUUGAUACUCUUGAAACAGAUACACAUGGUCGUAUACGAUAUACAAUUCCAGAUGAUAAAAAAUUACCAUUAGGUAUACAUCCUGUUAAAUGUGUUGUUCGAGGUGAUCAUACAACAGUUGAUCUUCAUUUAACUGUUUUACCGCCUAAGAGUGAAGCAGUUAUAUUUAGUGUUGAUGGUUCAUUUACAUCAAGUUUUUCAGUUAGUCAUCAUGAUCCAAAAGUACGACCAGGUGCUGUCGAUGUUGUACGAUAUUGGCAAGAAUUAGGUUAUAUUAUUAUAUAUGUAACUGCACGUCCUGAUAUUCAACAACGUCGUGUUGUUCAUUGGCUUGCUCAACAUAAUUUUCCUCAUGGUAUGACCUUUUUCAAUGAUGGUAUAUCACGUGAACCAAUUAAAAAUAAAGCUGAAAUGUUACGAAAUGCAAUUGAAAAAGCUGAUUUAACUAUAACAGCUGCAUAUGGUUCAUCAAAAGAUGUUCCUGGUUAUCAAUUAAUUCAUGUACCAGUUGAAAGAUUAUUUGUUGUUGGAAAAAUAAAACAUCGCCUUCAAGGUCAAGCACGUUUUCUUACUGAUGGAUAUGCAUUACAUUUAGCUGAACUUUCUAAACCUGGCGCAAUUCGACCAUCUAAAUCAAAUUCCCGUCAUUUAAUACGUAAAGCUUGUUUUAAUUUACCUAAAUUAACAUCUAUUACAACUACUCAAUCAUCAACAUCACUAAUUAAUACGAAACAACUAAUUUCACCAUCAUCUCAUUCUACAUCAUCUAUGUCUUCUUCUCAUCAUCCUCUUAUUGAUCAAACAUUAUCAGCACCUUUAUUACAUCGAAAAAUUAAUCCCAGUGAUGACAUAAAUAAUCCUCGACGCCAUCCAGCAGUAACAUUUAGUGCAUCACAAACCAAAGAAGCUCCAUCACGUGGUAAAUCACCACAUGCUAACCGUCAAACAACAACAACAACGAAUAGUAUCUAUAAUCCUUCAUCAAUCGAAAAACUAUAG
Adineta steineri is the source of this 3627-nucleotide messenger RNA. Lineage: Eukaryota; Metazoa; Rotifera; Eurotatoria; Adinetida; Adinetidae. The record is from the annotation of a GenBank genome assembly.